ACAAUGUCUGUUUUUCGUUUUCGAUGUCAGACCUGUUUGUCCUGAUUCCUUUAGUGUGAAAUCAGUCGCUGCUGCUGGUUCUUAGACAAACACAAGACUAGAAGAUGAGUGAGUGUGUGAAGAAGAGAAGAGCAGCGUCUCCAGCUCCCAGUUGUGUGUCCCUGAAGAGUGACCAGUCUAGAGAAAACCCCCCAUUCUUUAGUGAUGAACCUGGACCCUCAGACACAAAGCAGCAGCCCUCCUGCUGUGUUGUGUGUGAACACAGACUGAAGGAUCCAGUCUCUAGCAGCUGUGGACACUGGUUCUGCAGACAGUGCUUCAGCUCAUACUGGAACCAGUCUGGACCAUCAGAACACUCCUGUCCCCAGUGCGGUGAAAUAUUAAAAAGAGAUCGACUGGACCCAACCAGUCAGACCAGCACCAUCCAAACAGAUGUUGCUCUGCAGGAGGCUUUAGAUGAACAUAAGCUCAGUCUGAAGAACAGAUGUGAACGUGUGACUGAAGGAGGUGAAACAGGAAGUGGAGUCCUCCUCACCAGCAUCUACACUGACCUCUACAUCACAGAGGGACAGAGUGAAGAGGUGAACACCCAACAUGAGGUGAGGCAUUUGGAGACAGCUUCCAAGAAGAAGACCCUCCAUGAAGCUCCCAUCAAGGUCCACGACAUCUUUAAAGCCUCCUCUGACCCACACGGACCCAUCAGACUGGUUCUGACCAACGGCGUCGCUGGCGUUGGAAAAACCUUCUCGGUGCAGAAGUUCACUCUGGACUGGGCCGAGGGCCGGGAAAACCCAGACGUCAGUGUUCUGGUUCUGCUGUCGUUCAGGGAGCUGAACCUGAUCAGAGAUCAGCAGCACAGUCUUCUCACGCUGCUCCAUGUUUUCCAUCCAACGCUCCAGAAGGUCCCAGCAGAGCAGCUCGCUGUCCUGAAGCUUCUGUUCAUCUUUGACGGCCUGGAUGAAAGCAGACUCUCACUGGACUUCAGCCACAGCGAGCUGGUGUUUGACGUUACACACAAGUCAUCGGUCAACGUGCUGCUGACCAACCUCAUCCAGGGGAACCUGCUUCCCUCGGCUCUGGUCUGGAUCACUUCCCGACCCGCAGCGGCCCAUCGGAUCCCUCCUACGUGUGUGGACAGGGUCACAGAAGUACGAGGCUUCACCGACGCCCAGAAAAAUGAGUACUUCAGGAGGAGAUCCACAGAGGAUCUGUCCAACAGAAUCAUCUCACACGUCAAGACGUCCAGAAGCCUCCACAUCAUGUGUCAGAUCCCAGUGUUCUGCUGGAUCACUGCUACGGUUCUGGAGCACAUGUUGACUACAGAGCAGAGAGGAGAGCUGCCCAAGACCCUGACAGACCUGUACUCACACUUCCUGCUGGUCCAGACCAAGAGGAAGAAGAACAAGUACCAUGAGGGACAUGAGACGAGUCCACAGGAGCUGACGGAGGCUGACGGGGAAGUUCUCCUGAAGCUGGGGAGGCUGGCGUGGGAACAUCUGCAGAAAGGAAACAUCAUGUUCUACCAAGAAGACCUGGAGCAGUGUGGUCUAGAUGCAACAGAGGCCUUGGUUCACUCAGGAAUCUGUACAGAGAUCUUCAAAGUAGAGAGUGUGGUCAUUCAGAAAACCGUCUACUGCUUUGUCCAUCUGAGCGUUCAGGAGUUUCUGGCUGCCGUCUACAUCUUCCACUGCUUCACCAACAAGAAGUCAGAGGUUCUGGACAACUUCCUGGAAAAAGAAUGCACCAUGUUCUCCCUUGAUUUCUUUCUAAUGGAAACAAUGACCAAAUCCCUGAACAGUCAAAGUGCUCAUCUCGACCUGUUCGUUCGCUUCCUUCAUGGCCUCUGUCUGGAGUCCAACCAGAGAAUGUUAGGAGGUUUGCUGGGUCACACGAAGAACGUUCAGCAAACCGUCAUAGAGAGAACCAUCAGGAACCUGAAGAAGAUGAACAAUGACCAAAUCUCUCCAGACAGAAGCAUCAACAUCUUCCACUGUCUGAUGGAGAUGAACGAUCGCUCAGUCCAUCAGCAGAUCGAAGACUUCCUGAAGUCAGGGGACAUAUCAGAGAAGAGACUCUCUGCCAUCCACUGCUCAGCUCUGGCCUACAUGCUGCAGAUGUCAGAGGAGGUUGUGGAGGAGUUGGACCUGAAGAAGUACAACACAUCAUGGGAGGGACGACUGAGACUGAUUCCAGCUGUGAGGAACUGCAGAAAGGCUCAACUUUCUGGCUGUGGACUGUCAGAGACUCAUUGUAAAGUUGUGGCCUCAGCUCUGAUGUCCAACCCUUCACAUCUGACAGAGCUGGACCUGAGUAGAAACUACAACCUGGCAGAUUGUGGAGUGAAGCUACUUUGUGCUGGACUGGAGAGUCCACACUGUCGACUAGAACGUCUAAGAUUGAAGUCCUGCAGGUUGUCAGAGACCAGCUGUGGUUCUCUGGGCUCAGCUCUGAGGUCCAACCCGUCCCAUCUGACAGAACUGGACCUGAGUGACAACCAACUGGAGGAUUCAGCAGUGGAGCAGUUGUGUGGUUUCCUGGAGAGUCCAGACUGUCGACUGGAGACUCUGAGAUUGAGUGAAUGCAGCUUGUCAGAGACCAGCUGUUGUUCACUGGUCUCGGCUCUGAGGUCCAACCUGUCCCAUCUCACAGAACUGGACCUGAGUAGCAACCAGCUGCAGGAUUCAACAGUGGAGCAGUUGUGUGGUUUCCUGGAGAGUCCAGACUGUCGACUGGUGACUCUGAGCUUAAAAGGAUGUGUGUUGUCAAACAUCAGCCUUGUUUCUCUGGCUCUGAAGUCCAACCCGUCACAUCUGAGAAGACUGGAUCUGAGCGAGAACAGCAUCCAGAACCAAGACAUGAAGAAGCUGUGUGGUUUCCUGCAGAGUCCGGACUGUCGACUGGAGACUCUGAGACUGAGUUCCUGCAGGUUGUCAGAGAUCAGCUGUGGUUCUCUGGCCUCAGCUCUGAGGUCCAACCCGUCCCAUCUGACAGAACUGGACCUGAGUGAGAACAAGCUGCAGGCUUCAGCAGUGGAGCAACUGUGUGGUUUCCUGAAGAGUCCAGACUGUCGACUGGAGACUCUGAGACUGAAUAGGUGCAGUUUAACAGAGAUCAACUGUUCCAGUCUGGCCUUAGCUCUGAGGUCCAACCCGUCUCAUCUGAGAGAACUGGACCUGAGCUCGAACACACACCUACUGGAUUCAGGAGUGAAGCAGCUCUGUGUUUUCCUGGAGAAUCCAGCCUGUCAACUGGAGAUCCUGAAAUUAAGUCACUGCAGUUUGUCAGAGGUCAGCUGUAAACUUCUGGCCUCAGCCCUGAAGUUAAACCCUUCUUAUCUGAGAGAACUGGACAUGGAUUACAACAACCUGUCAAACUCAGAUGUGAAGCCACUGUAUGAACUAUGGAAGAGUCCUGACUAUGGACUAGAGAGACUGAGGUCAGUAAAGGUCACACUGAGCAUCACAGCACAGAUCCAACCUUCUCUGAUUAUUUGGGAGGAGAAACUGUGACAUGUGGUGAUGUUAAUAGGUUUUGGACAUUUUCUCUCUUGGUUGUUAUUUUAGCUUUUCUCUGUCCUGUGUUUACUGGUACAACUCUACCAUCAAAGCCACAAAGAGGCUGCAGAGCACUUUAAAGUGUGCACUUAAAUCUCAGGGAUGGCUCUGAAUGAGUGUUCUACCUGUACCAGGUUAGGACAGAAGAAGGUCCAGGCAGGUUCUAGUCAAUAUUCACAUAGUUGAGGUUGUUCCUGCUUGACCUCAUUCACCAACAUGUGGGACAAACAGACUGUUAAUUCUGCUUCUAUUCAUUAAUUUUCCUGUAUUUUCCUUUCCCAACAGUUGCCAGUUCUGAGGGUUUCUGAGUGUUCAGGCUGAGCUUCAGGUGGUAAAGAGGGUGUCUGUUAACCACAGCUGCAGGUAGAAGGCAGCUGCUGAGCCAGGCACAGGUUUGACACUGAGGACACUGGUCACAGAACAUAAAACCACGUGAACCUGCAUCACAGUAAAACGCUGAUCAGAUUAUCAGAGGACGCUUCUGAGCUUCAAAAGUAAUUACAGUUACAGUCUGUGAACUUGUCUCUGGUUCUGAUUAUCAACACCAAUAAUACUGUGCUUAGUGUCUGAAUCAAAACAUCUUCAUUAACCAUAUAAAGAAGGGGACGCUUCUGAGCUCCACAAGUAAUUACAGUUAAUGACACAGUGACUGUACGUUAACUGUAACAUUUUCUUUUCUCUAGAACCAUUGCUGUUAACAUCUACAUCAGUGGACAUAGAUCUAUGAAGUUCUUUCUGGUUCUGAUUAUCACAACCAAUAAUACUGUGUUUAGUGUCUUAAUUAAAACAUCUUUAUCAUUAUUCAUAUAAAAAAAAUCUAUUUUGCAUGUUGGGUUUUAUUAUUUUACGGUUUCACAUUUCUUUUUUUGAGUCUUUAGUUCCGUUUGUUUAUUGUUUAACAAAACAAUAAAGUUAGGAUUGAAUGGAUGAAUAAUGAAAGUUGAUCAUAGGUUGAAUUACUUCAUGUACACUGCUCAAAAAAAUAAAGGAAACAUUUAAACA
Betta splendens (Siamese fighting fish) is the source of this 4556-nucleotide messenger RNA. RefSeq names its product NACHT, LRR and PYD domains-containing protein 12-like. The record is from RefSeq and is a predicted model, not a curated record. Lineage: Eukaryota; Metazoa; Chordata; Actinopteri; Anabantiformes; Osphronemidae. The coding region runs from base 105 to 3509 and encodes 1134 amino acids. The transcript is spliced from 11 exons. Gene Ontology annotation, molecular function: protein binding.